Messenger RNA from Ipomoea nil (Japanese morning glory), 897 nucleotides. Its product is annotated as nuclear polyadenylated RNA-binding protein 3-like. Bases 1 to 897 code for a protein of 298 amino acids. The record is from RefSeq and is a predicted model, not a curated record. Lineage: Eukaryota; Viridiplantae; Streptophyta; Magnoliopsida; Solanales; Convolvulaceae. The transcript is spliced from 2 exons.
AUGCAGGACGAAGAAGCCUUUGCACUUGAAUGGAUUAGCACUGAUGAUAUCUCCAAAGCUCUUCGAAUUGAAGAAAUCAAUCGAGUAUUCUCUUACAAGAUGACAAAUCGCACUCUCGGGAGAGAUAAAGCUCCAAUCUAUGAAGAUGAAGAUGAUAAUGAUGUCGGUGAUGCUGAUGAUGAGAAUGAUGAUGAUGAUGAUGACGAUGGUGAUAAUAAUGAUCAGUUGGGUAAUGUAGGUGCUCAAGAAGCCGACCCUGAAGACAGUCAUACAUUCUUAAUCGGUCCUGACUAUGACACCUAUCCUCAAAGAUCUCCCUUAAGAAAACUACCCUCUGACAGUGAUGACUCAGAAGAAGUUUCAACUAACCAUCCAGAAGACCUGUCUCGUGCUAUCGUUCCACAUAUCCAACCCAUGGACGAGACUCCGAUCAUGCAAGAGAAAGCAACAGUGCGUGAGGGCAAACUGGAAGCCUCACCAAUUCUUCUUAGCUCAGCCAGUGGUGGAAAAUGGGAAGCACCACCUCAAGAUGAUCACAUGGAUACAUCGCCAACAAACAUUGAGGAAGAAUCCACUGCAGAGUCCCCACGGACUAUCAUGAACCUCAUGAGAGAAACUGUUCAUUCAGCCGAAACCAUCCAUAAACAAUAUCUUGCUCUACGAGAAACAGACACGAAAGUUAUGGAUGAUCUGUGCAAGAAGGUCAAUUUUCUGAUAGCAACACAAUCUCAACCUCGACCUCCACCUCCAGCACAGCCUCAACCGCAGCAACAAAGCCAAUCAGAUCACAAGAUCCUUGAGAGAAUGACAAAGAAACUUUAUGAUCUCGAAGCUGCCUUGAACAAAGUUGCGCGGCAACAACACGAAAUCAAACACUCUCAUUUUGGCCUCAAAUAG